AUGGCGGCGGAGUGGCUGCUGCUAGCGCUGGCGCUGGCGCUGCCCCCCGAGCGCUCCCUGGCGGCCGAGCCCCGCAAGGUCCAGAUCGGCGUCCGGCGGCGCCCGGAGCGCUGCGGGGACCGCUCCCGGCGCGGGGACGUUCUCACCCUGCACUACUCGGGCACGCUGGAGGACGGGACCCUUUUCGACAGCAGCCUGAGCCGGGAGCAGCCGUUUGUUUUCUCCCUGGGAACUGGACAGGUCAUCAAGGGCUGGGACCAGGGGCUGCUGGGGAUGUGCGAGGGGGAGAAGAGGAAACUCGUGAUCCCCCCGGAGCUGGGUUAUGGGGACCGAGGGGCCCCCCCCAAAAUCCCAGGGGGGGCCGUGCUGAUUUUCGAGGUGGAGCUGCUGAAGAUCGAGCGGCGCCCGGAGCUUUAGGGGGACCCCAAAACCCCCAGGAUUUACCCCAAAAUAACCCCCCAAACCCCGGGAUUUUGGGGUCCCCCCCAGGUUUUUCUGGGGGACCUUUUGUGGGGAAACCCCCAAUUUUGGGGUCAAUAAAGGGUUAAACCAAA
Messenger RNA from Sturnus vulgaris (Common starling), 554 nucleotides. The record is from RefSeq and is a predicted model, not a curated record. NCBI's taxonomy places the organism in Eukaryota, Metazoa, Chordata, Aves, Passeriformes, Sturnidae.